Messenger RNA from Opisthorchis viverrini, 264 nucleotides. RefSeq lists its product as hypothetical. The transcript has 2 exons. NCBI's taxonomy places the organism in Eukaryota, Metazoa, Platyhelminthes, Trematoda, Opisthorchiida, Opisthorchiidae. The coding region runs from base 1 to 264 and encodes 87 amino acids. The record is from RefSeq and is a predicted model, not a curated record.
AUGGCUACGCAAAUGUGCUGUACCAUAAAAAUGAAAGUAGUUACACGGAAUACAAAUUUACAAACCUUAACGGUUUUCGACAAACGGGCGCCUGCUGCAUUUGUAGUACACCCAAACGCACAAUAUGCCGUGAAGGAUGAAAACGAUACACCCACAAAUGUCUCAACAAAAGCCACUUCCGAAGCCAUAGCAGACGAAGUUCAAAGCCGAAUUUGCACCAAUAAUUUUCAAAUGACAUCGAUUGAAACAAAUCGCAAAAAAUGA